CUCUGAAGAAAAGAAUAGGCUUGAGGAGGAAGUCAGUUCCCAAGGCACAAGGAAUAGAGAAUACAAAAGCCCUCUCCCUCCUCUUCCCCUCUUUGCUUUUGCUUCUGCUUCACUGAUCCUUCUUGUUUCUGAUUUAAGUUUGGCUUAUCUUUUACCAAGCUAAUGGAUCUCAACGCCCCUCACUCUAUGGGUACUACUAUCAUCGGCGUCACCUAUAACGGCGGCGUUGUCCUCGGCGCCGACUCUCGCACCAGCACUGGAAUGUAUGUUGCUAAUAGGGCGUCUGAUAAAAUCACUCAGCUCACCGACAAUGUUUACAUUUGCCGUUCUGGAUCGGCGGCAGAUUCCCAAAUUGUAUCUGACUAUGUCCGUUACUUUCUUCAUCAACACACAAUACAGCUAGGGCAGCCGGCAACUGUCAAAGUUGCUGCAAAUCUUGUCAGGCUAUUAUCUUAUAACAAUAAGAACAUGCUGCAAACUGGCAUAAUAGUUGGUGGAUGGGACAAGUAUGAGGGUGGUAAAAUUUAUGGAGUUCCUCUUGGUGGGACAAUAAUAGAACAGCCUUUUGCUAUAGGAGGAUCUGGCUCCACUUAUUUGUAUGGAUUCUUUGAUCAAGCAUGGAAAGAAGGAAUGACAAAAGAUGAAGCUGAGCAAUUAGUUGUAAAGGCAGUUUCCCUGGCCAUGGCAAGAGAUGGGGCUAGCGGUGGUGUUGUGCGCACUGUCAUUAUUAACUCAGAGGGAGUGACAAGAAACUACUAUCCUGGCGAAGCACUUCCCCUGUGGCAUGAAGAGUUAGAGCCUCAGAAUUCACUAUUGGAUAUAUUAAAUUCCUCUGUUCCUGAGCCAAUGAACAUAUGAUGAAUUGCAAGAUAUGGCUUGCCAAUGUCCUGCUACAUUUUAUUUUCUUUUGUUAUCAAAUAGGAUUAUUUGUAAUGGUUUUCGAAAGAGACUUUGUUUUGUUCACCCUGCAACUUAAGAUGCAAAUUCAUUCAUUUGUACUUGUAGAACAAUUAGCUGGUUAGCGUGCUUGUUAACAUUACAUAGAGAGUUAUAAGCAGAGAGCGAGAUAAUGAGUUCCGCGUCCACAGUGGUAGUGAGCUUCACGAAGCCAGAGGAUUGCACUUUUUUGCUUCUCUCACUACUUUUUAACUAUAUAGUCCCAUUGGUGUUAA
Jatropha curcas is the source of this 1172-nucleotide messenger RNA. Its product is annotated as proteasome subunit beta type-6. Gene Ontology annotation, cellular component: proteasome core complex; cytoplasm. The record is from RefSeq and is a predicted model, not a curated record. NCBI's taxonomy places the organism in Eukaryota, Viridiplantae, Streptophyta, Magnoliopsida, Malpighiales, Euphorbiaceae. Gene Ontology annotation, molecular function: threonine-type endopeptidase activity.